Manihot esculenta (cassava) is the source of this 2088-nucleotide messenger RNA. RefSeq lists its product as uncharacterized. The coding region runs from base 1 to 2088 and encodes 695 amino acids. The record is from RefSeq and is a predicted model, not a curated record. The transcript is spliced from 2 exons. Lineage: Eukaryota; Viridiplantae; Streptophyta; Magnoliopsida; Malpighiales; Euphorbiaceae.
AUGGACGCGGCUUUGGACGUCCUGCUGGCAGGGCGAUCUGUGGGAGAGGCUAUUCAAAAGGUGGCAGAAACUAUUUCCUCUAGGUCGGCUAUUCGACCUCCACCUCCUCCUCCGGUCUCUUCUCGGGCUUCUAAGCCCAGCUCUCGACGCAGCAGGUCGUCCCGGCCUUCCCGCCAAGAGGGGUCGAGCUCUGCUCAUCAGUCUAUACAAGCCCCCCGGCCUCAAGGUACUUCUAAUGAGGGGAUGGAAGAGGGUCCCAUGAUUAUUUCUAAAAUGGCUGAGGGUGUCGGAUCGAUGAGGUCGGACCUUGUCCUUCCUACUGUGGGCGCUUCUGGGGUCUCCGCUGCUGUUGAAGAGGAGGUCCCCGGGGGGAGGCUCGAGGUCCCCAUUACAGAAGAGGGAGCUCCUGGGAAAAGAGCGGAGGUCAUUCUCGUGGACGAAGAUGUCUCGGAGGCCCCCACCAAUGAUGCUCUUGCCCCUGAAGAGGUGGGAUCUGACUCUGCCAAGGAUGGAGGUGUCACAGAGAAGGCAGGGGACAAACUUCCUGCCUCCCUUGAAAUGCCUGCCCCAGCUCCAGCUCAGAAGAAGUCCAGGGCUUCCAAGGGAUCAGCUCCAGCCCUUCCUCCUAUUGGAGAGGAGAAAGAAGGUUCUAAAGAAUCGACUCCUGCUCUCCCUCCUCCCGAAAAGAAGAAAGAUGUCCCUGUGAUACCACUGUUGUCUGCUCCUGACAACGACAUUCUGAACGUGGAGGAUAUCAUUCAUCAAUCUCUGGCGAGCGUGGUUGCUGAGAUUGUCAAGGAGCGGAUGUUUGGUGGCGUCAUGGAGGCUUCGGACCCACGCUUGCUUGCUCUCACUGGUCUCUUAGCUAGCUCUACUAGGGAGCAAGCAGCGUUCCGUUCUCGACCUCGUGGGGAGCUCGGAGAUACAAUCAGGGAGAUGCUUCUGAUGAGGUGGAUGCUCGCGACCACGGUAGCUCGAGUUCAUACCCAGUCCCUCCAGGCAGAGCUGCAUUCUGCAUUGGAGGCCCUCAAAAGAGCUGACGGGAAGGCGGCUGAGGCACAGGAGCACGCCGAGUCCCUGGAAGCAGAGUUGUCUCAUACCCGCAGGGUUCUCAAGGAGUCUGAUGAGAGGGCGGCUGCAGCUGAGGUUCGAUGUGAAGAAGUUUUGAAGCAGCUGUCCUCCAUGGUGGAGACUCUUCGUGAGAAGGACGAGGCUGUGAAUCAGAAGGAUGAGGUCCAGCGUCAAUAUGUGGCCCUAAAGGCUGAUUUUGAAGGAGCUCAAGUUCACCUUGAUAAGGUGAAGGUUCAAAAGGAAGGAGCCCUAGCUUGGGUGGAGGUUCUCGAGCAGGAGCUGAGCAAAAGUUCUGAGCGUAUCAGAGACCUGGCUUCAUCGACGGAGGAGUCCAAACUUCACAAUCAACAGCUUAGUCAAGAAGUCAGGACUUUGGAGCAUAAAUGCUUAGCCCUGCUCGAGGAGGCCAAACAUGUUGAAGACAGGAUCCAGUUGGAGUGCGAGAGGCGUUUGAUGGAGUAUAAGGAAUCAGCUGAGCUAAAGGAGAAGAUUGAACAAGCAUGUGAAGCUCAUCUUAGAACUUACAAGGAUUCUCCCAAACUGAAAGCAAUUAUAGCUGAGGCCUGCCAGUCACGACUUGCGGAGUAUAAAGCCUCUGAUGAGAUGAAGGUCGCUAUUUGGCACAAAGGCUUUCGCAUGUACGUGUCCGGUUUCAAUAGGGGUUUGAGAGAUUCCAGACUUGCUCUUUCUACCCCUCUAGCAAAGCUCCGAGCUGCUGAGGUGGACUCCGAUGGUGAGGACGUGUUGUAUGGUGAGGAUGAUCUGCCCUUACCCAAAGGAACCUCUCGCACUAUAGCUGGGUCCUCUGAGGCAAAACCCAAGCAAGGGGAUGAAGACGCUGGGCCUCGAGGGCAGGAGAUCGUACCUUUUGUCGGUACGAAGGGCUCUGAGCAGGAGGAUGGCAGUUCUCCCGUAGAUAGUAAUGUAAAUAGUAUGAACGAUAAUGAUGUAAAUGUGGAUGAUGACAUGCCUAAACAUGUAAGUCCUUUAAGGACAAUUUUGCCUUCAUCGGAGUAG